CCUAAACAAGCUCUCCACCUUCCCCUCCAAAUUAUGCACUUCUUUCAACGACAUUGCCUUCUCCAAAUUGCCUCCCAGUUUUGGUAAACUGAAAACCCUCACCAUCAUCGUUCGAUUCCAAUCCAUUCAAAAUCGAAUUCAAUUCACGAUCCCUUUCUUUCAGGGUCGCUAUUGAAUUUUGAUAACGUCCCAUUUUUAGCUCUGCCGCCUUCGUUAUUUUACCACCAUCCCUCCAAUUUCUCUGCCUCUCUUUCCCUUUUCUCGGGUAAAAAAACGAAUCGUCAGGAUGAAUGCGGCUGCAACAAAGCCGCUGCCGGGAAUCGCUACUCUGAAGGCGGGAUUCUGGACCUCGCGCGACGCAGACGCCGUGACCAACUUCAACCCGACGAGGAGGAGGAACAAGGGCGAAGGUCGCUGUUUGAGGAUCAAGGCUAUGGAAGACUCGCCGGCGAGCUCGAACCAAGCGGGGAGGGUUGCUGACCAUAAGGAGUCGUGUUUGGAUGCUGUAUCGGUGAACGGGCAUGCUCACGCCGGGAAUAAUCGCGGCCCACUAUCUACUGUUGGGAAUUCAACAAACAUCAAGUGGCACGAUUGCUCUGUUGACAAAAAUGGAAGGCAAAGGUUGCUGAAUCAGAAAGGUUGUGUCAUAUGGAUCACGGGUCUCAGUGGUUCAGGAAAGAGCACUGUGGCUUGUGCAUUGAGUCAACUCUUGUAUCAAAGAGGGAAGUUGUCUUACAUUCUUGAUGGAGAUAAUGUAAGACACGGUCUAAACCGUGAUCUUAGUUUUAAGGCAGAAGAUCGUGCAGAGAACAUCCGCCGAGUUGGUGAGGUAGCUAAGUUGUUUGCUGAUUCUGGAGUAAUUUGCAUUGCAUGCCUGAUCUCUCCCUACAGAGCGGAUCGGGAUUCCUGUCGUGCUAUGUUACCAACUGGAGAUUUUAUUGAGGUUGAUGCUUAUUACUACCUUGACUCUCUAGUGUUCAUGGAUGUUCCACUCCGAGUUUGUGAAGCCAGAGACCCAAAGGGAUUAUAUAAGCUUGCUCGUGCUGGGAAAAUAAAGGGUAAUAUUUGAUAACGCAUGUGGUAGUUUCUCACAUUAAAAGAAAGCAGUUGCAUGAAUGUAGUCGGGACUUCGUAUUGUGAUUGUACCCCUUUGCAAUAUGCCCG
Messenger RNA from Linum tenue, 1164 nucleotides. Lineage: Eukaryota; Viridiplantae; Streptophyta; Magnoliopsida; Malpighiales; Linaceae. The record is from the annotation of a GenBank genome assembly.